Molecule: messenger RNA, 954 nt
Organism: Fomitopsis serialis
Lineage: Eukaryota; Fungi; Basidiomycota; Agaricomycetes; Polyporales; Fomitopsidaceae
Product: Clavaminate synthase-like protein
Exons: 10
Coding region: 1-954 (317 amino acids)
Molecular function (GO): dioxygenase activity
Source: RefSeq, a predicted model, not a curated record
AUGCCAAGCGUAGUGCGCCCUGCUAUUCCCCACUACAUCGCAGCUCCUGCGACGAAGGAGAAACUCGAGUAUGCCGACCUUGCGGUCCUCGAUUUCUCGAAGAUCGGCACGCCAGAGGGACGUGCUGAGCUGUCCGUGCAGCUGCGCACUGCGAUGACUACCCACGGUUUCUUCUACAUUGUGAACCACGGGCUCACUCAAGCCGAGAAUGAUCGCAUGUUUGACGUCGCCGACGUCGCGUUCUCGGGAGUCCCUGAGGAAGAGAAACGCAACUACUUGGCGAACAUCAAAACGGAGGUCUUACCAGGGCUACAAGCUCAGGGAAUAUGGCACAUUGACGGUGGCGUUCGUGACCAGAUUGAGCAUUACAACAUCAAUCACGAUACAACCGGAAGCAGCAUCCGCAAGCGCUUGUUUGCCCUUGGCCUGGAGCUCCCGGAAGAUACUUUCGUGAACAUGCAUACCUUCGACGCUACGGGAGAGGCAUACGUUCGUCUGAUGAAAUAUUAUCCGAGGCCGGCCGAAGACGAGGUCAAGGCAAAGCAAUAUCACCAUUUUGUGGAGCCAGCCGGUUACAGCUUUGCAAUGCUCAUGCCCGAUGGCAAAUGGCGCUACGUAAGGCACAUCGACAACGCUCUCGUCGUGAACUCCGGAGAUGCCAUGGAGUUCCUGUCGGGCGGCUUCUACAAGCCCACCAUCCACCGUGUCAUCCAACCUCCUCAGGACCAGCGCGGUUACGAUCGUCUCAGCGUCAUUUACUUCGCCAUGACCGACGACGACGUGAAGCUCGUGCCCCGUCUCGAGAGCCCUGUGCUCCAAAAGCACGGCAUCCAGCGGCGCUGGUCGGACGACGCCGACGCGCCCACCAUGGAGGCCUGGCGCAAGGGCAGGACGAGUGCUUAUGGCCUGGUCGAGCUCAAGAUGAAGGGGAGCGGUAUAGAGAGAACGUGGUAA